UGCUUCCCUUCCAUUCCUUCACAAAACCCAUCAUCAUCCAUGGCCAUGGCGACUGCGACUCUCCUCUGCAUGCCGUUCCGCCACCUCCCGCCCUGCAUUCUCCCUCCCCUUCCCACCUCGCUUGCCUCAUCUCCCUCCGCGGCCAGCUAAGCCGCCCGCCGUCUCCGCCUUUUCCCUACUUGAUUUCCGCCGUGUCGGUGGAUCUCCCCUUUGCAUCGAGCUCGCGGCGGUGGCAGCGAAGGCGGUGCCUUCGGGGUAUCAUGGGCCCCGUCAGAGGCUUCAGGAAGAGGAAGAGAGCCGACAAGCGCGCCGUGGAGACGGCGGACGCGUCGAAGGGGAGUGGCGACUGGUGGGACGACUUCUCCUGCAGGAUUACAGGGCACUUGUCUUCCAAAGAACCAAGAAAAUUUGAAUCAAUUUUUAAGAUUUCAAGGAAGACCUUCCACUACAUAUGUUCGAUAGUCAGGGAUGAGUUGAUGGCCAAAACAUCGCGCCUCGUAUUUACAGAUGGCAAACUCUUGUCUAUUGAGGAUCAAGUGGCUGUUGCUCUGCGAAGAUUAGGCUCUGGUGAAUCGCUAUUGAAUAUUGGAGUGUCAUUUGGGUUGAACCAUUCAACUGUUGCUCAGGUUACUUGGCGGUUCGUGGAGGCUAUGGAGGAGAGAGGCAUUCACCACCUACGAUGGCCGACCUCUCAUGAGAUAGAAACUAUCAAAUCCAAGUUUGAGAAACUAAAUGGUCUGCCAAAUUGUUUCGGUGUCAUUGAUAUCACCCAUAUCAUGAUGUGCCUAGCUUCCAUGGACACAGCAAGCAAAACAUGGCUUGAUUACGAGAAGAACCACAGUAUGGUAUUGCAGGCCGUUGUGGACCCAGGGAUGAAGUUCCGAGACAUAGUCACUGGUUGGCCGGGUAGCUUGAGUGAGUUGCCAGUUUUGCGCAGCUCAGGCUUCUACCAAAUGUGCGAGAAAGGUACAAGGUUGAAUGGAGAAAAAGUGAAGCUUCCUGGAUGUUCAGAAGUGCAAGAAUAUGUCGUUGGAGAUGCCGGCUUCCCCCUUCUUCCAUGGCUUCUCACCCCCUAUCAAGGGAAGGAUCUUUCACACACCCAAGUAGAGUUCAAUAGAAGACUUUCUGCAACUGGCAUUGUGGCACAGAGAGCAUUCGCAAGACUGAAAGAUAAGUGGAGGAUCAUUCAUGGGGAGAUGUGGAGGCCGGAUAAACACAAACUGCCGAGAAUAAUCCUUGUUUGCUGCUUGCUGCACAACAUUGUCAUAGACAUGGAAGAUGAAGUGAUAGACGAGAUACCAUUGUCACAUGAACAUGACGUGAGUUACAACCAACGAUUCUGUGACGUAGCAGAUGAUAAUGGAACUGCUUUGCGAGACAAGUUGUGUGAGUAUCUCACUGGUGAAUUGCCACCAUGAACUGACCAUACAACAUGCUUCUUUCUUGUUUGGCAUCAGUAGAUGUUUGUUUGUUUUGUUUGUUUGUUUGUUUGUUUGUGGUGCAUUUGCAUUGAUAGGCUCUUCCAAUAAAUACAUAUGGAAUCACUCAUACUUCAUUCAAUUGUGGAAUUACCUCUAAAAAAUUUGUGACAA
Messenger RNA from Zingiber officinale, 1592 nucleotides. RefSeq names its product protein ALP1-like. The record is from RefSeq and is a predicted model, not a curated record. The transcript is spliced from 2 exons. NCBI's taxonomy places the organism in Eukaryota, Viridiplantae, Streptophyta, Magnoliopsida, Zingiberales, Zingiberaceae. The coding region runs from base 261 to 1418 and encodes 385 amino acids.